CAAGAUUCCCAUCAUAAUUUUUCGAAUUUUUAUUUUCAUAAUCAUCUUCUAUUGCAGGGGUGACAGGAAGUUUUGAUGAUGGCAACGUAGCAGGGUCAGCUUUACGGCGGUCACGUUGAUCAGAAGCCUCUGAAGAUGAUGCUGGCUGACGGGAAGUUUUGGUGAUGGCAUCGUAGCAGAUGGAAGAUAUACCGAAGUAUCAGCACAUACACUCAAAUUCACAAGAACAUAUACUCCGAGGGUAAUAAGACUAGCUCCAGAGGAAACAAUGUUGAGAACUUCAAUCCUAUUUUUACUGAAAAUGGAAACACUCAGCUUAACUCAAGAAUCAUUUGAUUCAUACAAUGCUUUGUUGACGUUUAUCACUGACUGGAGCGAUGAAACAAAAGAUACAUACACGAUGUUACGUGGGGAUCGUUUAUAUCUUUCUGACUUAAAAAAUAUGAACAUAGACGACGCAGAAAAAAAAAAAUUGAUCGCUAAAUUUCAAUAUAAAAAUAUUAGCUACAAAUGCAAAUUAGGAGCUGCAACAAAAUCGGGUCAAUCGACCGGUCAGCGAAUGACUAGUACUUACAAUCAUGACUGUGGCUUUGUCAUCAAGAUUCAUUUCGAUAAAGCUGCAAUGAAAUUAGUAGUCUUUGAAAGUAAUUUAAAUCAUGAAAAUCAUCCUGUUCACUACAAGGAGCUACGAUCUACUCUCCCGGAACACCGAAGACUAUCAGAUGAAACUAAAAAGCAAACAAUUCAAAUGCUGUCAUUAGGAGCUAAGACGAGACUAGUGAAAAACGAUCUUGCUGAAAGGAAAAAGAAAGUAGUGACCAAAAAGGAUUUACAAAACUUGAAAUCUUCAUGUAAAGGAGACUUGGAAAAUACUUUGGAGUCUUUCGUAAAUUUAUUAAAAAACGACUACAAGUGCUCAAUCCAUGUUCUUCAAGAAGAAGAAACUAAUCAGUUUAAAGGCAUUUAUUUCUGCAAUGACGACAUGAAAAAAUCUAUGGAAGCCUACCCAGAAAUGAUUUUUAUGGAUGGCACUUAUAAACUAUUUAAACUCAAUUUUAUAUUGUUUUUAUUGAUGGUUCAGACAGGGAAUGGCCGAGGAGAAAUAGUUGGAGCAGCUGUCAUAAAAAAUGAAGAUGCUGGUACAUUGGAAUGGGUGGCACGCUGUUUUAAGCAUGAAAAUUCAAAUGCUUGCAGCAGAAUUAGAUGUUUUAUGUCGGAUAAGGACCUUAAUGAACGAAAUGCUUUUAUUAAAGUGUUUCCUCGAAAUAUAAAAUUUUAUUUGUGUUUAUUUCAUACAUUGAGAACAUUCGAAAGAAAUAUUAAAAAGAUGAGUCUAGAAAACGAAGAGAAGUUAAAAUACUUAGAAAUUUUCGAAAAAUUAGCAAAGUCUGAAACCGAAAGUCAAUACGUUCAUUUCUAUGAAAUGUUAUGUGAAACAGCACCAGAUUGUGUAUUAAAUUACUUUAAUAAAAAUUGGCACAGGAACAAAGAGGAGUGGUCAACGUACAGUAUGGUCGAAGGAAAUUACGGUAAUUUGACAAAUAACAUAGUUGAAAGUACAAAUAAGCAAAUGAAAGCGGUAGCUGAACUUCGAGGUACUCUGUGUAGUUUUGGUAAAAACUUUUUCGCUUUAUUAAAAUCUCAAAAUCAAGAAACAAACUUACAGGCUGCAACAAACUAUAUGAAGCGAUUAAAUGUAAACAAUUCAGAAGAAGGCAGUAUUCAGCGAGAAUAUGCGAAUUAUUUAACUUCAUUUGCAUAUAAAAAAAUAUCCAAAGAACUGAACGCAUAUAAAAAAAUCGUCAUUAGUAAUUACUCUCCAGAUACUGAUGAAUCGACAAUAUCCACAAACUUAAACACUUACGUAACAUCAUCGAACUUAUGUAAUUGCCACUUUUUUCAAAGCAACAAUUUGCCAUGUCGCCAUAUUAUGGCUCAUCGUGCGUUUGUGGAUAAACCGAUAUUUGAUAAUAAACUAUGCGCUAAUAAAUGGUCGAAGGAGUAUGGAGUACAACAAUUGAGCAAUGAAAAAUAUUAUGAAGUAACUGCUGAGCCCCACGAAACAUCGAGCAUAAGCAGUCCAACAAUUAGCAAAAUACCUGUACGAAGUAAAAAAACAGCAUCGCAGAGACGGCAAGCCUUAAAAGAACGUGCAAAUGAAUUGGUUGAAAUCGGCAGCUUAUCAACAGGAGAAUUGUAUAAACAAAAGGAAGAACUAUUGGAUAAAUUGAUAGAAGGAUGGCGUCAAGGGCGUAUUGGUAGAAUCGUUUUUGAAGAUGAUUUACAGGACAGCUCUUCGCAAAAAAAAAUGGAUGCAACAGGAGAACAAGUAAAGAAAAACGUAUCAGCGAUACAAGAAAUCAUAAUGCCAAGUCCAGUACAAGUAAGAGGAAAACCGAAAGGAGUAAACCGAACAACAACAGGAUUUUACCCGAGGAAAAAAGACAAACUUUGAUCACAUUGUUAACUCAUGUAAUGCGAAGAAAUACUAGAGCUCAUGUAAGUUUUGAAAACCCGUGACUUUAACGUUGAAAUCGAUAUAGAGGUAAUUAUUUACUUACCUGAUGUCGAAUUAUUAUUUCUAACAACAGUAUGCAUUCAUUGCAACGCUGUUGUUAUAUUUACUUGUUUAUACUAAUUGUAAAAUAUAAUUUUAUAGUAAAUAUAUGAUAAGAUACUUAUCCGAGGAAGCCGUGACUAUAAGGUUUAACUUAACAUUCCGGUAAUUAUUUAAUUAUUUCUAACGACAGUAUGCAUCUAUUUCGUUGCUGUUGUUAUAUCUAUUUAUGAUGAUUGAAUAAAUAUAAUUUGAUAAUAAAUGUAAUAAGAUAUACUUAUCAGAGCAACCCGUGACUAUAAGAUUCAACUAAUUAU
This is a messenger RNA of Cotesia glomerata, 2874 nucleotides long. RefSeq lists its product as uncharacterized. Bases 269 to 2455 code for a protein of 728 amino acids. NCBI's taxonomy places the organism in Eukaryota, Metazoa, Arthropoda, Insecta, Hymenoptera, Braconidae. The record is from RefSeq and is a predicted model, not a curated record. Gene Ontology annotation, molecular function: zinc ion binding. The transcript has 8 exons.